This is a messenger RNA of Varanus komodoensis (Komodo dragon), 2329 nucleotides long. It is a transcript of the gene CYB5R5, whose product is annotated as NADH-cytochrome b5 reductase-like. Bases 418 to 1341 code for a protein of 307 amino acids. The transcript is spliced from 8 exons. Gene Ontology annotation, molecular function: oxidoreductase activity. Lineage: Eukaryota; Metazoa; Chordata; Lepidosauria; Squamata; Varanidae. The record is from RefSeq and is a predicted model, not a curated record.
GGGAAAGUGGCCGCCGGCUCGUGAGCUGCGGCGCGGCUGGCGCAGCUGCCUCCUCGAGUUCUCUCAGGCCUCCCCAGCUCGCCGAGGACACGGGGUCUGAGAGGAAGCCUGGCGCUGGCCGGCCUUCUCGCGCGGAAGGUCCGGGGCCGCCGAGGCCCGUGACUAAGUCGACCAGCCGGCGCUAGAUAAGUUUGCCCCAGGGAUGAGGAGAGGGACAGUGCAACUCUGUUGCUAUUGCUCUUUCUUUGGUCAGCAGACUACUGGAUUGGCUCCAUGGGUUUGCAUUGGAGGCACUGACUGAGGUUGGACAAGUUGUGCCACCAGCGGCACCCUGUUACACAUGCAACCUUAUCUUGAGGGUUCCUGGGCUUAUUGCAAGUUCUGGAUGAAGUUUCAUCCCCUCUGAAUGAACAGAUAAUGGAUAGUGAAGAUGUCUGGCUAUCUCUCAAGCCCAGUGAACCAUUGCCAUCUCAGUGUUGUGGCAGUGGCUGCAAACCCUGCAUCUAUGACAUAUAUCAGAAGGAGCUGGAGAAAUGGGAAGAGGCGAAAGCUAAAAAAGACAGAAGCCUCCUGAACAGGAAGAAGCAGCAAAGUAGUAAUUCAGAGCUAACUCCAGAAACAUUUACAGCUUUCAUCAUAAGCUCUGUGAAUCAGCUGACAGAGGACUCCUACCAGUAUACAUUUGAAUUGCCUGGAAAUAGCAGCCUGGGGUUGAGUUUAGGGCAACACAUUGUGCUAAGAGGACUAGUGAAUGGUUUGGAGGUUCAGAGAGCCUACACUCCAAUUACUCCUGUGAAUACUGAAGGGUACUUUGAAGUUUUAAUAAAGUGUUAUGAAACUGGACGAAUGUCACAGUAUGUAAAAACCUGGAAAGAAGGAGACAAAGUGUUUUGGAGAGGACCAUUUGGAGGCUUUCCUUACACAGCAAACCAGUAUGGAGAACUGUUCAUGCUUGCUUCUGGUACUGGUCUAGCACCAAUGCUUCCCAUCAUUCAGUAUAUAACAGGAAACGAGGAUGAUGAAACAUUUGUAACCCUAGUGGGCUGCUUCAAGACUUUUGAAAAUAUUUACAUGAAAUCUCUUCUUCAAGAACAGGCCCGAUUCUGGAACAUAAGAACAUUUUAUGUACUAAGUCAGGAACGUUCACUUGAAAAUCUGCCAUGGAGCUUUCAAGGGAAUACACACAUUGGUCGAAUAAAUGAAAACAUGAUUAGGAGCAUGAUGGACACAUGUAGGAAGCAGCCUUUUGUGUUGAUUUGUGGCUCAGUGACAUUUAGUGAAGAUAUGGAAAGACACUUGAAGGCCAUUGGUCUUGGAGAAGAGUCAUAUUUUGUAUUUUAAAGUUUUUUUAAUGAAUAAUAUCUUUGUUACAAGUAAUUCAUAUUUGAUCAGGCUGAAUUUUGAAACAUACUCUGUUAUGAUAAUCCAUCCAAAUUUGUAGAUUCUAAGUACUGUGAGUUUUCUGAAGAAUAGCAUAAAAUUACAGAGACCACAAGUAAUGAUGUCAGUCUAAUGCCAAUUGCAGAAAGUUAUCCUUGACAUAAUUCACUAUCCUCUGAGGAGAUAGUCAUCCAAGUCACCAGGUUGGCACUUGGUAUUAUAAUUGGUUCUCUGGGAUUUCCAGUAGGUAAUACCAGUCAGGGCUGACCCACAACAUUUUUAUAUGUGAAGCAACUGAACUGUAUGCCCCAAAAGAUGCACUCCAGAACAGGAUUUCUUGCCAUGUCAUAGAUAAACAUAAGCCAAAUCCUCUGGAGUGUAGCUUUACAUAGAGUUGUGUUCUACUAACAUUCUCAGUAACAUAGUGCAAGAUCCUUCAGUACAUGCUGUGGAUUUCCCAUGAUUGCAGUACUCCCCCUAAAAAUAUUGUUGCUUGCAGUAGCCUUGACACCAGCCUUCCAACACUAGAAUUUUAAACAAUAGCCAUAGCCUUCAUGGUGGGAAGCUUGUUUCUUCUUCAGAGCCUUGUCCUCUGUGGUGGCACCCUCAUUUUUGUUUCAAGCCAUAUUUAAGUAUUCUUGUGUCAGACUACCAAAAAUAAGAAAUGAUACUUGACAGCAUUUGAAAAAACAAAGGAACAAGUCAUUUUGUUUCUAAGCUUUUAAUCCAUAUGAGAACUCAACAGUACUUGUUUGGUUUUUUUCCAGUACAAUAGAAUCUCAGUUUCUUUUUUCAUGAUGUCUAGGAUUCUCACAUAAGUAGCUUUGGGACUGCAUAAGAUUUGGAAGCCAUAUAUUAAUUGCACCUAAUUGAGUAUCAGAUCCUUUUAACCACUGUGUGAUUUCUUACAUUGAAAUUAUAUUUCAGUCAUAAAGGUAUAAGAAAAUUC